Papilio xuthus (Asian swallowtail) is the source of this 1554-nucleotide messenger RNA. RefSeq names its product 37-kDa protease (gene P37k). The transcript is spliced from 7 exons. Gene Ontology annotation, molecular function: serine-type endopeptidase activity. NCBI's taxonomy places the organism in Eukaryota, Metazoa, Arthropoda, Insecta, Lepidoptera, Papilionidae. Gene Ontology annotation, biological process: proteolysis. The coding region runs from base 212 to 1228 and encodes 338 amino acids. The record is from RefSeq and is a predicted model, not a curated record.
UCACCCUACAUCCACAAAUUUUACUUUAAUAUGUUUAACUGUCGUUGUCCGAAUUUGAUAAUUUACUGUGACCCAGUAAACGCGAAGUCCCAUAAUAUAUGCACCAAAUAAGGCCUUUGUCGUAUAACAUUUAUUAUGGAAUGCAUUUUUACAACUUCAUUCCAAUACAUAUAUUUUUUCUUUAGAAUUCAGUGAGGUUUAAUAACGAAUCAUGAAUUUGAUAUUCAUUUUGCUAGUCUGCGUCGGUUUAUCCAGUUGCCAAACAACGGAAACGUUGCCACAAGAUGGACCGCGGAUAGGUCUGAUAGAUUGGAUACACAAUUUAAUCGGAUCUGGCACUACCACGUCUCGACCAUCCACUGUAAAGCCAUCGAAUGAUCCACCACAAGACUGCCCAACAUGUCAAUGUGGCAUCGCGCGGACGCACCGGCGUAUCGUUGGCGGUACGGAGACCAAGGAGAAGGAGUACCCGUGGAUCUGCGUACUGCUGUACGGAGGCCGCUUUUACUGCGGGUGUUCCCUCAUCGCAGACCUCUACGUCAUGACUGCUGCUCAUUGUACAGCCGGAUUCCGUAAAGAAAGAAUAACAGUCCGCUUCUUGGAGCACGACCGCAACGUCGCCAACGAGACGACUACGAUUGACAGAAAAGUGGCGGCCAUUAUCCGUCAUCCCAGAUACAACCCGGGAACUUAUGACAAUGAUAUCGCCAUGUUGAAAGUUGAUGAAAGACUAGUUUUAAGCAAAGUGAUCAAGAAGUUAAGAAGUGAAGAUGGUACAGAGGAAGAACAGGAACGUGGAGUAGGAACAGUUUGUCUGCCGGAGGCUGGACUCUCGUAUUCAGGUUAUAAUGCUACUGUCGCCGGCUGGGGCACCACUGAAGAGGGCGGGUCUGUCUCUAAUGUUCUUAGGGAGGUAACGGUCCCCAUAAUAUCAAACUCUGAGUGCCGCAUGACGAACUACAAGGAGCGCAUAACUGAGAAUAUGUUGUGCGCUGGUAUUGACGAUGGCGGUAAGGACGCCUGCCAGGGUGACUCCGGAGGACCCUUGCACAUCUUCAACAAUAACACCAACACGUGGCAGAUCGCAGGAGUAGUCUCGUGGGGCGAAGGUUGCGCAAGACCUAAAACGCCUGGUGUGUACAGCCGCGUCAACCGAUACCUCACUUGGAUCAAAAGCAAUACGAAAGAUGCGUGUUACUGCGAAGAGAAAUACAUCAAGAAAUAUUAACACAUUCGAUGCUACAACAUUCACAAUAACGAAGCGAAAAGGUGGUAUUGAAUGUGUUGACAUGAAAUCUGUCACACAUGUCCGUCCAAAAUGACAAGUUAAGAAAAUGACAUAGAUAAAGAAAACAGAGACUGCCAGUAACAAAAAAACAUAUUUAUUUUGUAGGUUGUUUCUAUUAGAAUUAAUUUAUAUUCAUAAAAAGAGAUCAACUAGAAUAAGUUCUAUAUUUAUUUAGUUUUAAGUUUUUCCAUUAAUUUAAACAAUCAUUAUUCAUCAAUAGAAAUAAAAGAUUUGUUUUUCAUAAAUGUGUAUUAUUCUACUUAAAU